CUCCUGCUAAAGAGAGAGACGGAGCCCGUCCAGAGGAGCAAAGGGGGGAGCUGUCCGAAAAACACAAAUAACACCCCGCAAAAGAUCUGAUCACUAUCGCAAUAGUCUUUAUGUUUCUGAAAAAAAGACAACCGAUUUGGAUCUAGGGGUCCAAAAAGGCAGGAACGAACGUUGGAGCAAAGCAUUCUAUUUUUUAAAUUACCAACUCACCAAAUGAACUCCGUCAGGGCAACCAACAGAAGACCCAGGCGAGUAUCGAGGCCGCGCCCGGUGCAGCCGGAACGGAACAACGGUGAAAGAGGUGCCAAUAUGCAGUAGAGAAGGACAGACAGUAGCCUACAGGUGAUCAGUACAACAGGUAAUCACAGAUGAGGACGUGCCUGCAGAUAUGGUCGCAGAAGAAUCCGGUCCAGGAGCUCAGAACAGUCCGUAUCAACUCCGCAGAAAGUCCUUAUUGCCCAAGAGAUCAGCGUGCCCCACUAAGAGCAGUAUGGAGGGUGCCUCCACGUCCACGACAGAAACAUUCGGCCACAGAGCGAAGCGAGCUCGUGUGUCUGGGAAGUCCCAGGACCUACCUGCGGCCCCAGCAGAACAGUACCUCCAGGAGAAGCUGCCAGAUGAGGUGGUCCUGAAGAUAUUCUCCUACCUGCUGGAACAGGACCUGUGCCAGGCGGCAUGUGUGUGCAAACGGUUCAGCGAGCUGGCCAAUGACCCCAUCCUCUGGAAGAGGCUUUACAUGGAGGUGUUUGAGUACACGCGUCCCAUGAUGCAUCCGGAGCCAGGGAAGUUUUACCAAAUCAACCCUGAAGAGUACGAGCAGCCCAACCCCUGGAAGGAGAGCUUUCAGCAGCUGUACAAGGGUGCACAUGUGAAGCCGGGCUUUGCGGAGCAUUUCUACAGCAAUCCAGCCAGGUACAAAGGGAGAGAAAAUAUGUUGUAUUAUGACACCAUUGAGGAUGCGCUGGGUGGAGUCCAAGAGGCACACUUUGAUGGCCUCAUCUUCGUGCACUCAGGCAUCUACACUGAUGAGUGGAUCUACAUAGAGUCCCCCAUAACCAUGAUAGGAGCAGCUCCAGGUAAAGUAGCUGAUAAAGUGGUGAUUGAGAACACCAGGGAUUCCACCUUUGUGUUCAUGGAGGGGUCAGAAGAUGCUUAUGUUGGCUACAUGACCAUCAAGUUUAAUCCAGACGAUAAGUCAGCCCAGCACCAUAACGCCCACCACUGCCUGGAGAUCACGGUCAACUGCAGUCCCAACAUUGACCACUGUAUCAUUCGCAGCACCUGUACAGUUGGCUCAGCUGUAUGUGUCUCUGGCCAGGGGGCAUGUCCCACCAUUAAGCACUGCAACAUCAGUGACUGUGAGAACGUCGGCCUGUACAUCACAGACCAUGCACAGGGCAUAUAUGAAGACAAUGAGAUCUCCAACAAUGCCCUUGCUGGCAUCUGGGUGAAAAACCAUGGGAACCCCAUCAUCAGGCGGAAUCACAUUCAUCAUGGUCGGGAUGUAGGCGUCUUCACAUUCGACCAUGGCAUGGGCUACUUCGAGAGCUGCAACAUCCACAGGAAUCGUAUUGCUGGCUUUGAGGUGAAGGCCUACGCUAAUCCCACCGUGGUGCGCUGUGAGAUCCACCACGGCCAGACGGGCGGCAUUUACGUGCACGAGAAGGGCCGGGGCCAGUUCAUCGAGAACAAGAUCUACGCCAACAACUUCGCUGGCGUUUGGAUAACGUCCAACAGCGACCCCACCAUCAGGGGGAAUUCCAUCUACAACGGGAACCAAGGAGGCGUGUACAUAUUUGGCGAUGGGAGAGGCCUCAUCGAAAUGAAUGACAUCUAUGGCAAUGCACUAGCAGGCAUCCAGAUCCGAACCAAUAGCUGCCCCAUCGUCAGGCACAACAAAAUACACGACGGCCAGCAUGGAGGCAUAUACGUGCAUGAGAAGGGCCAGGGCGUGAUCGAGGAGAACGAGGUGUACAGUAACACGCUUGCCGGCGUGUGGGUGACCACGGGGAGCACGCCAGUCCUCCGCAGGAACAGGAUACACAGCGGCAAACAGGUCGGUGUGUACUUCUAUGACAAUGGCCAUGGAGUGCUGGAGGACAAUGACAUCUACAACCACAUGUACUCUGGAGUGCAGAUCAGGACUGGCAGUAACCCUAAAAUUAGGCGCAACAAGAUCUGGGGUGGGCAGAAUGGUGGCAUCCUUGUCUACAAUUCUGGCCUGGGAUUCAUCGAGGACAAUGAGAUCUUUGACAAUGCUAUGGCUGGGGUCUGGAUCAAGACGGACAGCAAUCCUACACUGCGCAGAAACAAGAUCCAUGAUGGCCGAGACGGAGGGAUCUGCAUUUUCAAUGGUGGAAGGGGCUUGCUGGAGGAGAAUGACAUCUUCCGGAACGCACAGGCUGGCGUGCUGAUCAGCACCAACAGCCACCCUGUCCUGCGCAAGAACCGCAUCUUCGACGGCUUUGCUGCAGGCAUUGAAAUAACAAACCAUGCCACCGCCACCUUGGAGGGUAAUCAGAUUUUCAACAACCGCUUUGGCGGUCUGUUUCUUGCAUCCGGCGUCAAUGUCACCAUGAAAGAUAAUAAAAUAAUGAACAAUCAGGAUGCUAUAGAGAAGGCAGUGAGCAGAGGCCAGUGCCUGUACAAGAUCUCCAGUUACACCAGCUACCCCAUGCACGACUUCUACAGGUGUCACACUUGUAAUACGACGGACAGAAAUGCUAUCUGCGUGAACUGCAUUAAGAAGUGUCACCAAGGACACGAUGUAGAGUUUAUACGGCACGAUAGGUUUUUCUGCGACUGCGGUGCGGGAACGUUGUCCAAUCCAUGCACAUUGGCGGGAGAGCCCACGCACGACACAGACACUCUGUACGACUCAGCGCCCCCUAUUGAGUCCAACACGUUACAGCACAACUGAGCCCUGCCCCCCCUCGGCCCCCGCUGGCCCCCCCUUGGCCUGGCCGCCACCGGCCUGCCCACUGGACAUGAGCUUCUGCUGCCCAGAAGGACUCUGUAAUGACUGUCACACUGGGGAGGGGGGGAACCCUUGCAAGAGCUGUAGGAGGGAGCCAGACUACGGGGGAAGCUGUGCCCUCAAUGUCCCAGCGCUGGUGUAAGAGACCACACCGGUGCUCACUGCAACGCACAUGGACGUCCAGGCACUUGCCUGACCUUUCAGCUCCAUAAAGUGGCCUUCGGAGGCAACUGAAGGUGGGGAAGAGCCGCUCAAGGGGGGGGGGGGGGGAGAAAGCAGGACGUGGACUCAGGACUUGGUGGGGAGGGGGGGAGGGGGGGAUAGCGGAGGAGGAUGAUGUGGUUCCAGGUGUCCAUUCGGGUUGGGGCAUAAGAAGAGACUGUCACUGCUCCCCUCCCCACCACCACACCCUCCUGACCUCUUCAGUGUGUGAAGAAUAGACUGGAGGAGGCAGCGCUGCAGUUUUGUACAGAACCCAUGGCUGAAGAUGCCAGAUCUUCCCCCACCCCCAGUAGAAAAGGGGGUUACCUGGACAGGAGGAUAAGCCAUGGGGACAUGGCCACCGUAGCAUCUGUUUCUUAGGCAACAGAGGCGCCGGUGUUUAUGUAUGUUUAAAGAAAAAAAUGUAAUAAUAAAAAAUAAACAAUGUGAUUAGCACUUCUGCCUUUUUAAUAUGGUAUUCUGAUCAACAAAUAUGAUUUAAUGCUUUCUCAUGUAGUUUUGUAUUUUCCAGCAAAAAAAAAUCUUACUGUAUUUGAAUGUCUUUUAUUUUAUUAUAUAUUAUAAUUAUUCAUAUUGUUAUUAAUAUUUUUUUUUUUUGUCGUUGUUGGCACACCAUAGGCUUGCUGUCAUCAUACUCUUGUCCCAGCAGUUAAGUUCUUUCUGUGAAAGAGGAUUACUGCAAAAAGAAAAAAAAAUUGGAAACUGAACACUAAAGUAUGUCCUCCAGCUUCGUAGUGUUUGGAAACGGUAGGCUGUGUUUGGUUUGUGAUGUAGGAGACCUGGCAGUGUGUUUGAAAUGGACAGUGAAAGUGUGUGUGUGUGCGCGUGCGAGUGUGUAUGCGCGUGUGUGUGGAUGAUUUUUAUUUACGCUACCCAUGUUACUCUUGUAUGUUUUUCCCAACUUCCUCUCACAUUGUGGUCAUGUCGAAUUAAAAUGGGCAGUUAUUCAA
Molecule: messenger RNA, 4149 nt
Organism: Sardina pilchardus (European sardine)
Lineage: Eukaryota; Metazoa; Chordata; Actinopteri; Clupeiformes; Clupeidae
Gene: fbxo11b
Product: F-box protein 11b
Exons: 23
Coding region: 389-2920 (843 amino acids)
Biological process (GO): ubiquitin-dependent protein catabolic process; regulation of apoptotic process
Molecular function (GO): protein binding; zinc ion binding
Source: RefSeq, a predicted model, not a curated record